AUGCCGAUCCCCGUCCCCAAAUCCGAUAGCCUAGUGGACCUCCUCAGCCUCAAGGGCAAGGUUGUGGUCGUCACCGGAGCUUCAGGGCCCCGCGGAAUGGGCAUUGAAGCAGCUCGUGGGUGCGCUGAAAUGGGUGCCGACGUGGCCAUCACGUACUCUUCUCGUGCAGAGGGCGGAGAAAGGAACGCCAAGGAGCUUCAAGAGAACUACGGCGUGAAGGCGAAGGCCUACAAAUGCGAUGUCGGAAACUGGGACAGUGUCAAGGGCUUUGUCGAUACAGUGGUCAAGGACUUUGGAAAGAUCGAUGCUUUCAUCGCUAAUGCGGGCCGCACGGCAAGCAGUGGCGUCCUUGACGGCUCGGUCCAGGACUGGGAGGAGGUGAUCCAGACGGACUUGACAGGCACUUUCCACUGCGCCAAGGCCGUCGGUGCUCAUUUCAAGAAGCGUGGCACCGGCAGUUUCGUCAUUACCUCGUCCAUGUCUGGCCUCAUCGCCAACUUCCCUCAGGAGCAGACAUCUUACAACGUCGCAAAAGCAGGCUGCAUCCACAUGGCGCGUUCGCUGGCCAAUGAGUGGCGCGACUUUGCUCGUGUCAACAGUAUCUCUCCUGGCUACAUCGAUACGGGCUUGUCGGACUUUGUUGAGAAAGACAUUCAGGAUCUCUGGCUUUCUAUGAUUCCGAUGGGCCGUAAUGGUCAGGCUAAGGAGCUCAAGGGUGCCUACGUGUAUCUGUGCAGUGAUGCAAGCACCUACAUGACCGGUAACGAUAUGCGCAUUGAUGGAGGAUAUUGUGUUCGGUAA
Penicillium lagena is the source of this 801-nucleotide messenger RNA. RefSeq names its product SDR family oxidoreductase. Gene Ontology annotation, molecular function: oxidoreductase activity, acting on NAD(P)H, oxygen as acceptor. Gene Ontology annotation, cellular component: intracellular anatomical structure. NCBI's taxonomy places the organism in Eukaryota, Fungi, Ascomycota, Eurotiomycetes, Eurotiales, Aspergillaceae. The coding region runs from base 1 to 801 and encodes 266 amino acids. The transcript has a single exon. The record is from RefSeq and is a predicted model, not a curated record.